Molecule: messenger RNA, 1185 nt
Organism: Cydia pomonella (codling moth)
Lineage: Eukaryota; Metazoa; Arthropoda; Insecta; Lepidoptera; Tortricidae
Product: heat shock factor-binding protein 1
Exons: 2
Coding region: 143-394 (83 amino acids)
Biological process (GO): cellular heat acclimation
Cellular component (GO): nucleus; cytosol
Molecular function (GO): transcription corepressor activity
Source: RefSeq, a predicted model, not a curated record
ACGUAAUUUACAUUUAUUUCAUUCCUUUCAUUCAUUGUAUGAACGAAACUGAAGGGAGGACGAUUUGUUUUGCGUUUUAACUUGAGAUUGAGCAGCGGUCAGUUGCUUGACGAAUUCUAAUAAAAGACUGCAAUAUAAAAUCAUGGCAGACUCAAACAUAGAACCUCCUACAAAUGAUGUAGAGAGUAACUAUUCAACACCUGCAAAUGAUCCCAAAAACAUGCAGGAAGUAACACAGUAUGUACAAUCACUGCUCCAAAAUAUGCAAGAUAAAUUCCAAAGCAUGUCAGACCAGAUUAUAAACAGAAUAGAUGAGAUGGGGACUCGAGUGGACGAGCUUGAGAAGAAUAUCACAGACCUCAUGACUCAAGCAGGAGUUGAGAAUGAAAAGUAGGAGUUUCAUGCACAAUGUUAUGGUAACCUUAAGGUACUUGCUAGUUAUUUUGCAAUAUCAAACAUGUUUAGGUAGUAUCUAGUUAUAAUGCAGUUCAAAUUAUUAUAAACAAUUUAGGUAAAAAUAAUUAUCUUUGAUUGGAUGUUGUGAAAUUUGUGUCAUUAUGAUGUUUUGUGGUUUAUAAAAAUAUAUUUAAAAUCAUUAAGUUACUUCACUUGCCAAAAUUUGUAUAUUGUACAUGUUUUGUAUAAAAACUGCAUUAUCACAUAACCACACCCCCCACAUUAGCUUUCAUAAAUAAGUGUACCCAUUACGGCCUGUUUUUACAUUGAUCAGUGUUAAGUGCGAGUACAGUCCAGUGCAAAAAUAUGUAUUGAAAGAAUCGUCUCAUGAAUAUGGUACUAUGCUCUUAUUACAAUGGAAUAAGAUGCUAUGGGACAUAUUUUUGAGUAAGAUGUCUACACCCAUAUUUUUACACUUGACUCAAGUAGCAAAUGUAUGUACUCACACUUAACACUAAUCAAUGUGUAAACUAGCCCUUAGGCUAAGUAAUUAUUCUUAGGCAAUGAAAACACCAAUUGCUAUUGAUAACCUCUAAUAAAAGCAAUGUACCAAUACCAUGUAAUUUUAAGAAACUUGAUUUUGUAAUAUAGGAUUUAGCAUUUAUAUCACAUAAUGUGCUAGUUUUGAUGUACCAUUUUGAAAAUAAGCACACGUUUUUUGAUAUAAGUCAAUUCCAAAUUAUUUAAUUUGUAGCCCUAUUUUAUAAAUUACACUUAGUCGAAAGUACA